AUGGCAAUAGUCAGCAAACCGACCCCCUCCCCAGAGACCUUCACCAUCGCCAUCGUCGGCGGCGGCAUCGGCGGCCUCUCCAUGGCCCUCUCCCUCAGCACGCAGAUCCCAGCUCUCUCCAAGAACAUCACCGUCUACGAGCAGGCCCCCGCGUACAAGGAAAUCGGCGCCGGCAUCGGCAUCGGCGUCAACGCCAGCCGCAUCCUCAAGCGCUACGGCGUCUACGCCGCCGCCAACGCAAUCUCGGGCGACCGCAACGGCAUCCACAGGAGCCUCCGCCGGUGGGACAAUGGCGAGGAAAUCGUCUCCGUCGGCGCCAUGGACGACGACGACUCGAGCGACGGCGUGCGCCAGCUGAGCGUCCACCGGGCCGAGUUUUUGCAGGUCCUGUACGACCACCUGCGCGCCACCUCUGACGCUCGCCUCGAGACGAACAAGCGGGCCGUCGAGAUCAUUGCUACCGACGACGAUGAUGAUUCAAAGCACGGCAAGACAACGACAAUCCGCUUCGCCGACGGCUCCAGCGCCUCGGCAGACCUCGUCAUCGCCUGCGACGGCAUCCACUCCGCCGUCCGCCGCCAGUUCAACAGCAAGGACCCGUCCGACCUACACCCGCGCUACUCGGGCCGCGUCUGCUACCGCGGCCUCCUCCCGCUGUCGGCCGUCGAGCGCGACUGGCCGUACGACUCCUAUGCCGUCUCCUGGCUCGGCCCGGACCGGCACUUCCUCGUGUUUCCCAUCUCGCGCAACAAGACGCUCAACGUCGUCGCCUUCGUCACCAAGCCCGAGGACCAGCUGGGAGACCUCCGCGAGAGCUGGUCCAGCACCGCCCCGCGCGCAGAGGUCGAGGCCGAGUUCGCCGGCUGGGAGGACACCGUGCAGAGGAUCGUGCGCGCCAUGGAGCCUAGCCCGGGCAAGUGGAAGCUCAAUGACCGCGAGCUGCUGGAUCAGUGGGUGUAUUUGGGCGGCAGGGUCGUGCUGAGCGGCGAUGCUGCUCAUGCCAUGCUUCCUCACCAGGGCUCCGGCGCCGGCCACGCCAUCGAAGACUCCUUCGUCAUGGGCCAGGCCGUCAAGGCCUUCUUCGAAAACCCAUCCCUCGGCCUCGAGACGUACAUGAAGCUCUACCAGGAGACGCGCCUCCCCCGCGCCCAAAAGGCGCAGCUGACCUCCCGCCAGGCCGGCGACGUCUACGAGAUGCAGGGGCCCGAGUUUGCCGGCCUCGUCUUUGAGCAGCGUCUGCAGGUUAUCCACGACAAGUUCAAGGACCGCAUGACGUGGGUAUGGGGGCAUGAUCUGGAGGCGGAUUUCAACGCGACGAGGACUCGGCUUGGGAUUUGA
Molecule: messenger RNA, 1338 nt
Organism: Trichoderma reesei QM6a
Lineage: Eukaryota; Fungi; Ascomycota; Sordariomycetes; Hypocreales; Hypocreaceae
Exons: 2
Coding region: 1-1338 (445 amino acids)
Biological process (GO): secondary metabolite biosynthetic process
Molecular function (GO): FAD binding
Source: RefSeq, a predicted model, not a curated record